AUAAGGAAACAGCUAGUGAUAUAGGGGGGAAAGGUGAAGUAAUUGUGCUGGGGGAAGCAAUAAAGCGGGUUAAAAAAAAGAAAAAAAAAGAAAAGAAAAAAAAAACCGGAUCAACAUGGAUCACAGAAACAGCGGAGGAGGCAAACACCUUCCGAGAAUCGCUGCUUCUCUGGUUAUGCACUUUGCCUCAGAGAGGGAACCGAGCAUCUACAUGCAAAGGGCAAGCUUGAGGCCUCUUCCUAAUCCACCCACAUCACCUGACCUUGAAUUUGGGGAUUUUCCCUGCUCUACAGCAGGAUCCAGAUCCAUGUCUCCUGAGUCUCCGGUUCCAGUUCCUUCAGAAGACUCGAGUCCGGAACAGUCACUGGAAGGCCAUGUGGUGACUUCACCGACCUUCACAGAUAAGUCAGAACAGGAAUGCCUCUCUCCGGAGGGCCUGGGCAGCUCUUCUGAAAGGAAAUGCUUUGCACCAGACUGGCACAUAAAUCGUGUGGUGGCCCUGUGCAGUGAACGCUUUGACAAGCUGCUGAGGGAAUGUCCUGAGUACUACAGUACUAAAGGCUGCCUUGCUGCUUUUGUCCUGGAGCGAGAGGUGACUGACCCAGGAGGACAGUGUGGUGAACAUUAUGAAGUAGUGGCAUUGGGCACAGGGCAGAGCUGCUGCAGUGGGUGGUACUGUUUUACAGGCUCCAUCGUUCAUGAUUGCCAUGCCAUUGUCAUUGCACGCAGAGCCCUGAAAAGAUAUUUGUAUAAGCAGCUCCUGUUGUUCUACAGCUCUGAGCCAGAACUUCGAGAGCGCUCCAUAUUUCAGAGCAGUCCCACAGAGCUGCUUCUUCAGGUCAAACCAAAAACUUACCUGCACCUCUACACCAACCAGACACCUAAAGGGGCAGCACACCACAUAAUGAAGUUUCAUAACAAUGGCUACGAAACGCUGAAGCUGCAAUGCCAUGCCAAAGUAUCUUUGAUUCCUACUGCCUACUUGUCUCCCAGUAUCUGGGCCGCUCGCAUCUGCUGCAUGUCUGACCAUGCAAAACUCACCCGCUGGACUGUCACAGGAAUUCAGGGAGCAUUGCUGAGUCACUUUAUUAAACCAUUCUACAUCACCAGUGCCAUUCUUGGUGAUGUUAGCCAUUGCUCUGAUAAAGUGUCUGACACUAUCAACAAGUGCCUGGGGACUGGUCUGAAUGAUGUCCUGAUCCCCCCAUACCAACAAACAACCAUUUUCUUCCAGAAUGGAGAGAAUGUGGAACCGGCUGUUAACUCGGACCACUACAAAGAUCUCAGUGUAAAUUGGUGUCUGGGAGACUCCAGCUUUGAAAUUUUAGAUAGCACAACUGGAUACACCAUCAGUGGCUCUCCUUUUGUAAGUGGACCUGGGUUCUCUAGUAGAUUAUGCAAAAGAGCACAGUUCUUCAGCUUCAAAAAAGUUGCAAAGCUUUCUGGUCAACAGGAGCUUCUGUCCUUUGCAAACUACCAUAAUGCAAAGAUUGCUGCCGACUUGUACCAGAAGGCCAAAGCUGUGGUGAUCCAGCAGUUCAUAGCCAACAAUGCAGGACCAUGGAACUCAAAACAUCUGGUUGACAGCUUCAGCUGCUGAGUACAUUCUUGAUCUCUGUCUGUCUCCUGCAUUAUGAUUGGUUAGAGUAAAUUUAGAUGCUCUGAAAUUCACUUAAUUUGUUCAGAAAUUUACCAUUACAUAUGUACAACCUGUUCUAACAAUGUUUUUUUUUUUUUUUUUACUUUUGGUUUUUGUCAUUUAUUAGUUGUUCAUUUCAAGAAAAAAAACCCUUUAAUUAUACCUGUUUAAAGCCAAAAUAUAAAAAAAUGUUCA
Silurus meridionalis is the source of this 1834-nucleotide messenger RNA. RefSeq names its product adenosine deaminase domain containing 2 (gene adad2). Gene Ontology annotation, cellular component: nucleolus; cytoplasm. The coding region runs from base 116 to 1600 and encodes 494 amino acids. Lineage: Eukaryota; Metazoa; Chordata; Actinopteri; Siluriformes; Siluridae. Gene Ontology annotation, molecular function: double-stranded RNA binding; tRNA-specific adenosine deaminase activity; double-stranded RNA adenosine deaminase activity. The record is from RefSeq and is a predicted model, not a curated record. The transcript has 9 exons. Gene Ontology annotation, biological process: adenosine to inosine editing; RNA processing.